Molecule: messenger RNA, 741 nt
Organism: Symbiodinium natans
Lineage: Eukaryota; Dinophyceae; Suessiales; Symbiodiniaceae
Source: the annotation of a GenBank genome assembly
AUGAAGCUGGCAAAGGACAUGACAGGUGAAGGUGUUCCAAUCAUCACAAUCUUCAAUCCUGGCUCCCCGCGCAACAAGUGCGUCAAAGACCCCUCAGAGUUUCAGGCGCUGGCCAGCCAGCACGGAGUGGCAAUCAGCGAGGUCAUCCACUUUGACAAGUUUGAUCUCAAAGACUUUCUUGCGCGGUACACCGUCGACUACCAGGUCAUGGUUCCUGCCGAACUCCAUAAAUUGCUGGAGGCCCGCGAUGUGACCAAGCUGGCUACUCGACUGAAGGAGAUUCGCAGGACCAAGUGCCAGUCAUUGCCCCAUGAGCUGAACAACCUUCGCAACUCUAUGACUGCACUUCGAGGGCAGAUCAAGGAGUAUCCGCAGGCAAAUUGCCAAAUGCGACAUUGCACCCUGGACGAUCCUGAGAUGAAGGAUUGUUUGCGACAAGUUUGCUCUUCUGAAAAAAGGGACUGUUGGAGAAGCGGCCUGUUCGGUCUGGACAAGAAUUGCAUAAAGGUUUGUGCCAAAUACACAACCGUCACAGAUCAGGAGUGCGCAAAAGGCAACAGCGAUCGCAGGGCUGCUGCGGAGCGAGCACAUGCAGCUUGCAUUGCGAAUGCCAGGAAGCAGCAUGAGGGUUGCCUCAAAGACCAUGAAGCUUGCGAGAGGAGAUCAAGAAGAGCAAUUUGGAGCUGCAGAAGUCGAUCCAAAAGCUUUCCGAAUCAGAGAAAGACCACGUGGCGAAGCUGA